Molecule: messenger RNA, 2680 nt
Organism: Marchantia polymorpha subsp. ruderalis
Lineage: Eukaryota; Viridiplantae; Streptophyta; Marchantiopsida; Marchantiales; Marchantiaceae
Source: the annotation of a GenBank genome assembly
AGCCGCGAGGAGGAGGAGGAGAAGAAGGCAGAGCGAGGGAGAGCUCAGCUGCCUGCCUGCCUCUGCCUCUCUGGCCUCUCUGGCCUCGGGCGUGCGUGCAGACCGAGCGCAGAGACGGUCAGUCUCUUCUCUGCCUUGUUCUGCUCUUUCGUGGCCUCCAGCAGCAGCAGGAACGAAGGAAGGGAAGGGAUCUCAAGGGACAAACAUUCCUUCCCUCUCUUGGAGAAGCAGACAGACCGGGAUCCACUAAUGCGUAUGCGAGAGACAGAGACAGAGAGAGAUGAUAGCAUAGCAUACCAGCAACAGCAUCAGCAGCAGCAGGAGCAGAGCGGACAAUGAGGAAAAGCAGCAUGUUUAUCGAAAUCUGAACUGGAGGAAGGGCCGGGCACUGCUGGGAUUGAUGCAAGGCAGACGAACAGGCGGGCGGGCGGGCAGGGUUUGUCGUGGUUGUUUGUUGACGAUGGUGAUGAUGUAGAAGGCUUGAUGUUGGAAAAUUCUUAGGGAGUACGAGCUCAUCGGUGUCCGGCUGGCUGGGCAGAGAGGGAGUGAGAGUGAGAUAGAGAGAGAGGAGUGCUUGUGAGGAGGGGAAAGGGAAGAGGAGGGAAGUGGAAUUGAACGAUUGUAUGAAUGCGGGUGAGAACCGGCGAGGAAGCUGUGGUCAGGCUGGACUUAACGGAGAACGCUGCGAAGAGGAGGUGUUUAGAAAAGGAAGCUACGCCUGGCGUUCAGGCCAUGGCGCAGCGUAAUAAGAAAUAUGAUCGUCAACUGCGAAUAUGGGGAGAGCAAGGACAAGAAGCCUUGGAGAAGGCAAAUAUUUGUGUGCUCAAUGUUGGACCGACUGGUGCAGAAGCGCUGAAGAAUUUGGUUCUCGGAGGAAUUGGAUCGUUUACGAUUGUCGAUGGUUCCGACAUUCAGGCGUCCGAUUUGGGGAACAAUUUUCUGAUUGAAUGGGACAGUGUUGGAAGACGCAAGGCGUCAGCUGUUUGCUCCGUACUACACGAGAUGAAUGAGUCCGUUGAAGCCAAGUUCGUUGAAGAGUCACCCGAGGCACUCAUUGAGAGCAAUCCUAGCUUCUUCGGACAGUUCACUCUAGUGAUCGCGACACAGAUGUCGGAGUUUGCCCUUGUGAAGCUUGACCAGAUAUGCAGGCGCUACGAUGUGCUUCUUCUUGUCGCCCGCUCGUAUGGUUUGUUCGGCCAUGUUCGUAUCAGUGUUAAGGAACAUGUAGUCAUUGAAGCCAAGCCCGACAACAAGGUGGAGGAUCUAAGGUUCCAUAAACCAUGGCCAGAACUCAGACGGCUGGUUGAGGAAUUUGAUAUCGAUACCAAAGAUCCUGUCAUUCACAAACACAUACCAUUCGGAGUUCUUCUGAUCAAAAUACUCGACGAUUGGAAAGCUGAGCAUGGAGGUCAGAUGCCAUCCAGCUUGAGAGAGUUGAAGGCCGCAAUAACCUCAAGGAGGCGAUCAGAUGACGAAGAUAAUUACAAGGAGGCCCUGAAGGCCGCUUAUUUGGUUACUUCACCUCCCGUGCUAAAACCUGAAUUGCUUGCUGCCCUGAACGAUAGAUGUGCGGAACUCGACUCGCUUUCUUCUGAAUUCUGGAUUAUGGUUGCAGCGUUGAAGCAAUUUUUGGAGAACGAGGGUCAAGGGGAACCACCUCUAGACGGAUCUGUUCCUGAUAUGCACUCAUUCACAGAAUAUUACAUACGCGUACAAAAAGUUUACCAAGCUCGAGCUGAAGCGGAUGCCGCUGCCGUUGAAGAGAGGGUCAGAUCUAUAUUGAAGCAGAUAGGCAGGGAUCCAAAUGCAAUUUCAAAGACAACAAUAAAACACUUCUGCAAAAACGCUCGAAAUUUGCGCGUAUAUCGCUACCCCAAGAUUUCAGAAGAAUGCAGUUCUCGGGCUGGUACAGAGUUCCAAAAGUUGCUGGCAGCAGAGGACAACAGUAAUGCCGCUCUAUAUGUUCUACUUCGAGCAGUAGACCGGUUUGCUGCAACUUACAAAAGAUAUCCUGGUGUUUUUGAUUCGGAGAUUGAAGAUGAUAUUUGUCAGUUGAAGUCCACCGCAGCUGAUGUGCUCAAUGACAUUGGUAGUUCUGGGGCUAGCAUUCCGGACGACCUUGUUAGUGAAAUUUGCCGAUUUGGAGCAGCAGAGUUGCACUGUGUAGCAGCAGUUGUUGGUGGAAUCGCCGCUCAGGAGAGUAUCAAGUUAUUAACAGGACAAUUCAUGCCUCUUAGUGGGCCCUUAAUCUACAAUGCUAUUAGUGCAACCUCCACGGUCUUCAAUUGUUGAGAAGUUAGUCAUUCUGCAAACAAUUCUGCAUCAGACGCUGCAAAAAGAGUGGAGUUGUCCGCCCAAUUGAUAUUGCUCCUCGUGGCAGAUUUUCGAAUUCGGCGAACUGUGGGGUAUGAGCAGAUUUGGGUAAUUUAAGCGGCUAGUUCACAGUUAUUAGAGAAUACUUUGACCCGAUUCGAAGGCUUUUUUCGUUCGUCAAGAAGGGUUAUGUACAUUCUGGUCUUUGAGCGAUUAGGGCUCUAUUUUAAAGACUAGCGACUUUCGUGUCAAGGAGAUAUCAUGGCCAUGUUUGAACUGUCAGCUGUCUCUCUUGACACCCCUGUUCAGUUGUACUCCAGGAAUGAAGAAGUUGCAAGCAAAACUCCAAAACCCCGUAUCAAGAGUG